CGCCGAAUGGGAGACAAUGUCUGAGUCGAGGCGUCAAGAGUUGGAUAUCUCUAAUCUGGUGUUUAACAUGAGUUUGAGUCGCGUUGAGAUCGAUUGGCCGGAAGUGUCCGCCUGUGUGGCGGCCGAACCGCCGGUGAAGAAGCCGUACGAGAAGUUCCCGCCACGAGUCGGAGACAUACUGUUCGGCUAUUAUCUGAAGGAGUCGUUGAGUGUCGGGAAGCGGUCGACGGUGUUUGUCGGCUACAAAGUGGCCAAAAGUGGUGAGCAGUCCAACGGGUCUGAAGUGAUAGUAAAGGUGGCCAUUGAGAGGGGUUUCGAUGAUCUGAGACAAGAGCUCCACAACUCUCGCAAAGUGAAGGGCUGUCGAAGUGUUGGCCAUUACUUAGACUACAUUUGGUGGAAAGACUGGCAGAACCAACACUACGGCAUCCGUUGGGGUUUAAUAGUCUUCGAGAAGUUUGGACCAAAUCUGUUGUCUCUAAUGAAGAGAUCCAUUAGAAGAGUGAUGGAACCGAUUGAGAGUCAGUUCGCGGUCGCCGUCCAAAUGAUUGACUGCAUUGAAGACAUUCACUCAAUGGGUUUCAUUCACGGCUCGUUAAGACCCGAAAACUUUGUGAUCGAAAGUGAGACCAAAUGGACUCUAAGACUGAUUGGAUUGAGUGACGCCAAAGAGUUUAUCACAAAAAGACUUGACGGCACCGUUGAGCACAUUGAGGACACAUCUAAUUACCGAUUCCUGCCGUACGGCGACCCCAACUUUCACUCGAUUGGCUAUCACUCGGGUUUCUGUCCCUCGCGUCGCGACGAUAUGGAGUCGUUGGGCUAUUGUAUGAUAUUUAUGGCCAAAGGAUCGCUGCCGUGGAUGAGUGCCUCCGAUAAGAACCUGUCGUCGCCGAAGACUAUCCGCAAAAUUGGCAAACGUAUGAAAGAGACACCACUGGCCGACCUCUGCGCCGGUUUGCCUCAAAACUUCUGCAAAUACUUUGAUCUCAUCAGUGGUUAUGAAUUCAAUGAGAAACCCGAUUACCAAAGUCUCCGCCAAUGCUUUCAAACUAAUUAGUAUUGAAGUUAAUUAUUGUUUAUUAUUCCGUAUAAUUAUAGCUAAAAUCUCGACGUUUUGUU
Molecule: messenger RNA, 1122 nt
Organism: Medioppia subpectinata
Lineage: Eukaryota; Metazoa; Arthropoda; Arachnida; Sarcoptiformes; Oppiidae
Source: the annotation of a GenBank genome assembly